UGCGUACUUUGAGCGCGACGUGUGUUCUACGGGUCGUGAGUGAGGUCGGACAGUCUCACGCCGGGUUCGAGAGGAUGGCUGCAUUUACGUUGCUAAGGGAAGUCAACGUUUUAACCAGGCUUGGUGCUCGUAUUGGGUACGUCUGCAGAAUUCAGACCCGGGACUACGCAAAAAAGCCAGCAACAAAAUCAAAAGGGAAAGGUGGUGCAAAAGACUCUAUGAAGGGACCUGAGGUGUGCAAGGACCCCGUCAAGCUAACCUCUCACGCUGUGGGUGUCAACAUCUUGAAGGACGGACAGGACCCAGUGCUGAAGGCUUCAGAGGAGUACCCACAGUGGCUUUUCCAGUUGGAUUUGGGCCCCCCAAAAAAACUGUCAGAACUGGACCCCCAAAGUAUACAAUACUGGAGGCAUGUUAGGAAACAAAACCUCUGGCGGGCUAACAAACUUAGUAAAGGCAAACGUCUAUAGUGGACACUGGAGCGAGGACAGCCUUACGGCACACUGCGGCAAAAAUGUAACUCCAGGAUGUGGAGAAGAGCAGCGGAGUGACGACUGGUGUGGAGUGCUGCCUGGAGUCCUUGGAUCUCCCCAUUAUGAUAGUAAAGGUGUCUGGUACUCCUUCUGUAGAUGGACCAACUGGCUAAAGUAAAUGACAAACCAUUGUCCCCUUGCUUGAAUCAUCGAGGAGGUGAACUCCCUCUUUGUGUGCGCUGACGAAGUCUGCCUUGUGUUAAUAUAGCAAUUAAAUUAGUUUGAAAUGC
Molecule: messenger RNA, 763 nt
Organism: Polypterus senegalus (gray bichir)
Lineage: Eukaryota; Metazoa; Chordata; Cladistia; Polypteriformes; Polypteridae
Gene: mrpl54
Product: mitochondrial ribosomal protein L54
Exons: 3
Coding region: 75-470 (131 amino acids)
Cellular component (GO): mitochondrial large ribosomal subunit
Molecular function (GO): structural constituent of ribosome
Source: RefSeq, a predicted model, not a curated record